AUGGCUGCAGCUGCCUCAGUUCAUUCAUUUACUGCCUAUUGUAAUUUGGAAGCAUUCUUUAGGAUGAAGAGAGCUAGGCAGAAAUUUGUUGCUGAAAAUGAAGCUCCUCAAACAUCACAGAAAAGCAAAAAGCAGAAAACUUGUCAAUAUGGCUCAGUGUUUGGUGAAUCUGACUUGCACACCUCGAUGGACUGGGGAAACCUUCCGCACCAUGUUAUUCUGCGUAUUUUUCAGUUUCUACCUUUAGUAGAUCGAGCCAGAGCAUCUUCAGUUUGUCGAAGGUGGAAUGACGUUUUUCACAUCCCAGAUCUCUGGAGGAGAUUUGAAUUUGAACUUAGCCAGCCAGCUACUUCUUAUUUAAAGUCUACACAUCCUGAUCUCAUUCAGCAGAUUAUCAAGAGGCAUGCUGAUCAUCUGCAGUACGUCAGCUUCAAGGUUGAUAGUAGCACUGAGUCAGCAGAAGCAGCCUGUAACAUCCUUUCUCAGCUGGUGAACUGUUCCAUCAAGACGCUGGGUUUGAUUUCUACAGCAAAACCAAGCUUCAUGAAUGUCUCCAAGGCUCAUUUUGCUUCAGCACUGACAGUAGUUUUUGUGAACUCCAAGUCAUUAUCAUCAAUCAAGAUAGAUGACACACCACUUGAUGAUCCUUCCUUGAAGGUUCUUGUUGCUAACAACAGCGAUACUCUGAAACUGCUAAAAAUGAGCAGCUGUCCUUAUGUAUCACCUGCUGGAAUUCUUUGUGUUGCUGACCAGUGUCACGGACUUAAGGAGCUGGCUUUGAACUACUACAUAUUAAGCGAUGAAUUGCUGCUGGCUCUUUCGAGUGAAAAACACGUCGACCUUGAACACCUUCGCAUUGACGUUGUGAGUGAAAAUCCUGGACAAGUUGAAUUUCACACUAUCAAAAAGCAAAGCUGGGACGCUCUCGUCAAACACUCCCCCAAAGUCAACAUCGUGAUGUAUUUCUUCUUAUACGAAGAAGAAUUCGACACUUUCUUCAGAGAGGAAACCCCUGUUACGCAUCUUUACUUUGGCCGCGCGGUGAGCAAGGCGAUGUUGGGUCGUAUCGGCAUGAACUGCCCGAGGUUAAUCGAGUUGGUCGUGUGUGCCAACGGACUUCAGCCUUUGGACGCCGAGCUGAUACAGAUCGCCGAGCGCUGCAAGAACUUGACGGCGAUGGGACUUGGUGAAUGUGAAGUGACUUGCAGAGGGUUCGUUGAGUUUGUAAAGAUGUGUGGGGGCAGGCUUACCCAGCUUUCUAUCAUGGAGGAGGUGCUGAUCCCAGAUAACGAUUAUAGCUUAGACCGACUCCAUCUGGAAGUCUCCAAACACCUCGGAAGAAUGUGGUUUCCUGAUAUGAUGCCAACGUGGUAAAUUCUCUGCAUUUGAGGUUAAAAUGGUAGAAUCAGGGUGUUGCUUUCUAUGCAAAUAAAG
Molecule: messenger RNA, 1434 nt
Organism: Apaloderma vittatum (bar-tailed trogon)
Lineage: Eukaryota; Metazoa; Chordata; Aves; Trogoniformes; Trogonidae
Product: F-box/LRR-repeat protein 21-like
Exons: 5
Coding region: 1-1374 (457 amino acids)
Biological process (GO): regulation of cell cycle; entrainment of circadian clock by photoperiod; G2/M transition of mitotic cell cycle
Cellular component (GO): cytosol; SCF ubiquitin ligase complex; nucleus
Molecular function (GO): protein binding
Source: RefSeq, a predicted model, not a curated record